AUGAAAGCUAUUGCAAUCAUAUCAUUGAUCUCUGCAUUAGGUCUACUUUAUGUAGCCUAUAGCCCUGCUGAAUUAUCUUACGAUGCUGAAUUUGAGCAGUUUAUCUCUACUUAUGGCAAGAACUAUGCCAGCCAAACUGAGAUGGAGUACAGGAAAGCUAUCUUUGAAGACAAUAUGAAGAAGGCAGAUGAACUCAAUAAGCUCAACCCAGAGGCUGAAUUCGGAGUUACUAUCUUUGCAGACCAGACUGGUGAAGAGAUGCUGCAAAGAAUGGGAGCUGUUGACUCUGGAAAUGAUGACUCUGAUGGAGAUGUGUACACUGAAACCUCAGACUCCUUGAGCAAGAUCGACUGGAGAAGUAAAAUGAAAUCCAUUCAAGACCAAGGAAGUUGCGGAUCUUGCUGGGCUUUCUCUGCCACCGCAGCUUUUGAAGGAAGAUACCAAGUUAAGAAAGGAUCUAUCUCUAAGUUAUCUGAGCAAGAAGCUCUUGACUGUUCUUCUUCAAGUUAUGGAUGUAAUGGAGGAUGGUAUGACGCUGUCUGGAACUACAUGAAAAGUCAUAAAUUCUGUACUCAAGGCUCAUAUAAAUACACUGGAAGAAAGGGAUCAUGCAGAAGCUCAAGCUGUAGCGGAACACAAAAUGAUAAGGGAUAUACAUCAGUAUCCAAAAGCGAAUCUUCUAUGCAUAGUGCCUUAGGAGGUGGACCUAUCUCUAUCGCUGUUGAUGCUUCUACUUGGUCUACAUAUAGACAAGGAGUUAUGACUUCAUCCCAAUGCGGAAGAAAUAUGAACCAUGCCGUUGUUCUCGUUGGAUACAAUCCUACAGACAACGCUUGGAUCGUUAGAAACUCAUGGGGAUCAAAUUGGGGAGAAAGUGGCCAUAUCAGACUCAAAUACGGCCAAAACACUUGCGACAUCACCUACAAACCUCAAUAUCCAAACUUCUAA
Molecule: messenger RNA, 948 nt
Organism: Moneuplotes crassus
Lineage: Eukaryota; Ciliophora; Spirotrichea; Euplotida; Euplotidae
Source: the annotation of a GenBank genome assembly